This is a messenger RNA of Armigeres subalbatus, 513 nucleotides long. RefSeq lists its product as uncharacterized. The transcript is spliced from 2 exons. Gene Ontology annotation, molecular function: nucleic acid binding. Gene Ontology annotation, biological process: DNA integration. NCBI's taxonomy places the organism in Eukaryota, Metazoa, Arthropoda, Insecta, Diptera, Culicidae. The record is from RefSeq and is a predicted model, not a curated record. The coding region runs from base 1 to 513 and encodes 170 amino acids.
AUGGGGAUAUCGCACGUGAAGGUUGCUGUUGGAACUCCACGUGCAAAUGGGCAAGUCGAACGAGAAAACCGUAAUGUAUUGAAUGCCGUACGCUGUAUGGUACAGAAUAACGAUAAGUCAUGGGAUAAACAUCUCCGAAUGAUCCAGUGGGGACUAAACACCUUGAUCAACGAUUCGACCAAGGUGUCUCCUCAUAUGUUGCUCUUCACCUAUAAUCCACGAGAUAUAAUGCAGAAUCAACUUCUGAUGAUGUUUACUGCUGAGAUCCCGAACACCGACACAGAUGCUCUAAAGCAAGCAGUAAGUUCCCGAAUCAAAAAAAGGCAGCAACAACAAAAUGAUUACUUCGACAAGAUGAGACGUCCGGCACGGAAAUAUUUUGAAGGAGUGCAGCUCAAACAAAAGAAAACAUCUACCAUCUUCGCGGCUGAUCGAAUGAAGCCAUGGGCCGUGAACGCUUCAGUCGAAGACAGUGAUGAGGAUUACCAGAGUUCCGAUGAUUUGGACACAUAA